CGGUACGGCUUGCGUCGUCCAUGUGUUUUAUGAGAGCCGUGCUUGCGCCUGUUUCGCCUUUAGUGCGCGGAUUUAGUUUUGUUAACUGUUAACUAAAGAAAUAUACGCCAGCAUACAGGCAAGAUGUCUUUCAUGCGAGGGCCUGCUCCCGUUCGGAGGACUCUGCAGUAUCUCGAGAAAGGUCGCCUGGUGUUCAAGGACCGAGUGAAGAUCAUGAGCCUGAACUUCAACACCGCCGGAAGAGCCAGAGAUCGGCACGAAGGCAUGCAAGAUUUCGUCUUCUGGUUCCUGCCCCAGGUUCAGUACAAAAACCCCGACGUGCAGGUUGUUAUAUUCAAGAACAAGACGCCCACACCGUUCGCCAGGUUCUGGCUCGAAGACGGCAAAGAGGUCAUCAUGGACGUCGACGGGAAGAGCAAAGAAGAGAUCCUAAACCAAAUGCUCGUGACGCUGGGUAAGACGACAGAACAGCUACAGAAGGAAGCGCUGAUGCGAGAAAAGAAAGACACGCCGGCAAACUUUGGCCGACACUACGACAAGUUCUGCAUCUGCGAGGUGCCGGGACAAGUGCCCUGCCCGGGAAUCGUACCCCUUCCUAAAAGCAUGCGCGGGAAGUGCCGCGUUGAGCAAGAACAGUGAAUGAAGAAAGAAGUGAAAGUGGUGCUGCUUGGUAUAGUUUUGCGUGCGCGUGUGGAAGCAAGAAACGAAAGGUUGCGAGAUUGCCGAUUCGUGUGAAGUGCGUCGACGUCGUAACCUGCUGCUACUAAAACUGCUAGUGCUGUACAUUUUCGAAGCUACUGUCAUUACCAACGUUUAUUUGUGCAUGUUUUAUCGGCAGUAUUUCGGCAUUAAAUGAACAUAAGCGUCUUUUCUUGUCCCUUGUAAGCUAGCUAUAGAAUGGAGGAAUGUUUCAUUCAGAGCAGGUGGAACGUCUCUAGAGGAGCUAUAUUUCGUGAAACAGUUGGCAAUAAAGAACUUCCACAUGGUGUGGUAACUGCCGCUGGAAAACUAACAUAGGUUGGUGCAGCUUACCAAAAGCUGUGCUUUACAAAGUGUUAUGGCUCUGGCGUGACCAAAAACGUGCUGCAAGCUAACAGUGCAAGUACAGAUAGAUUUAAUUAGAUGAAAGCACAUAGUCACCUAUUUGCACACAGUCACCGUAAGCCACAUAAACUCACACAAGUACUCGCUAUUUCCAGCCGCCAUCGACUAUUGGAAUACACUACCCGAAAGUGCAGUUUCCUCUGCUUGAGCAGAUGCAUUUGUUAAUGCUAUUGCAAAUAUCAACUUUGGUGUGUAAAGUGUUCACAAUCCAAUGUCACACGAUUUACUUGUAUCUUUUUGAACUUAUGAGUGCGGAAAGCAACGUUGUGUGAUUAAUAUUUCUUUGUAUUCUUGCUUAUUUUCUUUUUUGAAUGACCAUGUACCAUGUUUGCCACUUAUGUAUAUGAAGAUUCUUUCGUUACCACUCCUGCUUCGGCCCAAAUGUGGCCUGCAGUAUGUAUAAAUAAAUUGCCUAAUGGCAAUCAUUCUAACUCA
Molecule: messenger RNA, 1539 nt
Organism: Rhipicephalus sanguineus (brown dog tick)
Lineage: Eukaryota; Metazoa; Arthropoda; Arachnida; Ixodida; Ixodidae
Gene: mRpS25
Product: probable 28S ribosomal protein S25, mitochondrial
Exons: 1
Coding region: 124-639 (171 amino acids)
Cellular component (GO): mitochondrion
Molecular function (GO): structural constituent of ribosome
Source: RefSeq, a predicted model, not a curated record